AUGCCCCAAUUAUCAAAUUCAAUACUAGUGCUACUAGGCGGUGGUCAUGCGUCAGGUAAAAAAACAACAGCAAUAGCUUUGAAAAAGGAAUUACUUUCCUCGAUGCCUGAAUCUUCCAUUAAUGUAAAGAUAAUUGAUAUGAAUGAAUAUACAACUUAUGGGAAAUCAUCAGUUGAUUCUAGUCAAUUUCCCAAUUCAAAAUCAGCAGCAAUAACUGUUAAUAAGGAAGAAUUUUUUCAAUCAUUUCCGAAAUUAAAACCAUCAAGAUUUGACUUUACCAGAUUAAAGAAUGAUUUGAAUGAAAUGAAUCAAACUUCGUCAGAUCGAUCAACACAAGAUAUUAUAAUUGUUCAUGGAUUAUACGCAUUAUAUGACAAAGACUUGAGGGAAAUGUCUCACAUAAAAGUAUUUAUAGAUAGUGACUCGGAUACAAGACUAAUAAGAUGGAUAAAUAGAGAUGUUUUAACAAAUAAAGUAGAAAGUUUAGAGACCGUUAUCAAUGCAUAUUUAUUGGGAGCUAGAAUUGAAAUGAGUGAUUAUAUCUUCCCAACAAAAGAAUUCUCAGAUGUCAUUAUGCCACGAGGAUUCGAUGCCAAUGCAGUAAAAUUGAUCAUUGAUGGGAUACUACUAUAUUUCAAUGAUAAAUCUAUUCAACCUAAGAGAUCAAGUUUACCUGCAAACAAUUUAAGACCAGCUGUAAUUGGAAAUUUUGAAAAAGAAAAAUUUGAUGUACAAAAGAACAAAUUUUAUCAAUUAAAUUGA
This is a messenger RNA of Lodderomyces pseudojiufengensis, 762 nucleotides long. Its product is annotated as putative uridine kinase. The transcript has a single exon. The coding region runs from base 1 to 762 and encodes 253 amino acids. Gene Ontology annotation, cellular component: cytoplasm. Gene Ontology annotation, molecular function: kinase activity; ATP binding. The record is from RefSeq and is a predicted model, not a curated record. NCBI's taxonomy places the organism in Eukaryota, Fungi, Ascomycota, Pichiomycetes, Serinales, Debaryomycetaceae.